AUGAGAAUCUUCCUCUCCUUUUUCUGCCUCUCUAUGCCACCCCUGAUACAGGGUAAGUCAUUGUGUGUGUGUGCGCGUGCAUGUAUCUAAGAUUCUCUUUCUCUGGAUAAAACUAAAGUGGGUGGUAGUUUCCAUUGGGGUAUCUGGGCUGUUUGGGAAGAGACAGUGGUGAUAACAGGGAAGCUACUACUCCAGAGUUUUGCUUUAGAAUAUAAGAAAGGAGGUGACACUAGGACUUCGUUGGUUAGAAAGUAGUUUAUCUUCCUCCCCCACAUCUGCUUUGAAGACAAGUGAUUACAUAGGACUGUGUUUUCCAUUCUGUGGCAUCAUGUCCCUGUGCAAAUGAUGUUCCAUGCUAGAUACUGUGCCCUUGCUGACUAAGCUCACUAGCCCCUUGUCAUUCCUCCAGAUUCACCCCUAGAGCUUCCCAUUCACACCCCAUGCAGCUACUAAGUUUGCUCUUCACUUUCCCAACCUCAUUUCCUAAACCACUUCUCCCUUCUAUUCUACAGCCCCACUUUGCACCCUGUUUCCACCUUCACCCUGUGUCCAAAUCUUCCUCUUUCUUUUGUGCAACCCCACUUGCCCACAAUCCACUUGCAGGGUAAUCUCCUGCAUCUUCUACCUCUCUUGCAUUGCAAAUACUGAACACCCUUUUCAUUUUUGGUCCAACUAUGAAGCCACCACCAGCUACUAUUCUUUAGACCCUUUCAUGCCCCGACAUUCCGUUUCAACCCCAUUUCCAUGCCUCCUUCUCUCUCCUUUUUUGCAACCCCCUAUGCACUUUCCAUUUUCUCUUCCACUCUUCCCACUUUUCUCAGCUCUCCCUUGUACACAGAUCAACCCCAUUUCCAUGCCUCCUCAUCUUCCCCAUUCUGCAGCCUCUUUUAUGCCAACACUUUAUGCGGAUAUAUGUUACAGUACUGUAGAUUCUUAAGAGUAAGUACGUUGGCUUAUUCUGCUAGAGAAGGCUAAACUCUGUUGAUCAAUGUUGUGUAUAUAUAUAUCUGUAUAUUGCUACAAAAGUUGGGCACCACCCCCAAUUUCUUUUCAACUGUGCCAAGAUUCUAUGAGGGCUCCAGAUGCUCACCCAGGAUCUGUGCUCCUUUGAGAAUAAAGACAUGGCAGAGACUGUCAUAGCUUUAGGAAAUAUUAUUCAUAUAUUUGCACCUGUGUUUCCUUGGAGGGAGUUCAGAUCUUACAGGUCAUCUCAAGAGUGGCUUGUUCCCCGCAUCUCCCCCAGCCUCCCUUUAGCCAUCCUGCCAAAGAUGGACCUCUGUCUUUGUUUCCCCCUUCUCGUUCCCAGCACACCUUGAUAAAUGCACUCUUUUCCUGUCACAUCACAUGCACACCCUGUCACAUUGCCAACCUUUGUCUGCUCAGGCCCAAUGAUUCCUCUUAGAUGGGCCAUCAACCCCUUUUGUCAUGUUAACACCUCUUUCCCUGGUGAGGCGUUGGCUUGGAAAGGAAGCUUAACCUGUAUUUUUCCACUGGCCUGGAAUCUUAAUAUUAACAAGGUUCUGACAUUCAUUAAUUUCUUGGGUUUAGGGGGUCCCUCCCCUCCGAUUCAUAACAUCAUUUCUAUCUAUCUAUCUAUCUAUCUAUCUAUCAUCUAUCUAUCUAUCUAUCUAUCUAUCUAUCAUCUAUCGGUGUCCACUUUGACUUCACCCCCAAAGGCUCAUUCCUCCAUUGUUUCCUGAGACAGACAGAUGCCAACAAUUUUUUCUCUUGUUAAUAAAAUAUAUCUUCAAAAUUACUACACUGAAUCUGGAACGGCAUGUUGAAGACAACGCAUGGUAUCAGGAGUGAAAUACAUUGUGUGAAACUUUUGAGGGCUAUUCAUCCUUUAUUCUGUCGCAUGAAGCAGCUGAGGAAUGGCCAGUUUUUGUUCCAUGUCUUUUCCUUCUCACUGUUCUCAGACAAUGGCAGAAGUGUGAGGGGGGUGGAGGUGGAGACCAUCUGAGAUGAAAAUUGUGGUUUUAAACAAUGGCAGAGGUUUGACUAAAGCAAGGAUGGAGUAACACAGAGGGUUUUUAUUAAAAAAGCAACAGCCCCAAAUCCUAGUUUUAACAAAGAGAAGUAGCAGAGAUGUGUAGUGUGUAAAGAGAUGUGGCGAUGUCAUGGAGGGGAUGGUCAGUUCAUGAGGAGUGGGAGGAGAUCAAGGGUGUGGAGCUAUAUGACACAGGGGAGGGUCCAAGCAGGUAGUGGUGAAAUUGGGGUCCCAAGAAAUACCUGAGCCAGAGGAGGGGACUAGGGAUAAAGAGAGUCAGGAGCUGGAUCUUGGGGAGGGUCCAAGCAGGUUGACAGAGAGGUGUUCUGCCCCUGUGUCACUGAGCACCUCUAGUCAGGCAUCUCCUAAACUUGAGCUAUUGUUUGCCAUACUGAGGGUUGUGUCCACCCCACUCUUCAAUUGGAAGAGACAGAAGGUGUGCCCCUUCUUGGAUCAGCAUCUCUGCUUUUGCUCAGCCAUGUAAUUUGCCUGCUGUGCCUUUUAACUAUUGCCCUGCCUCAUUAAAGAUUUUGGGAGAAACAGAAGCCUAAGCUUGAAUUCUUCAGUGUGGGCCAGGACAACACAGAAGCUAACACCACAGAGCUGUUGCCAACUCUUUCUUCUAUUUUAAACUGCCACUCUCCCUGCCUCAGUGUCACCCCCUGCUCACUCUAUUCAAACCUCCGCCAUUGUUUGAAACUACCAAUUCCCCACUCUGUUUCCUCCAUCCCUGCUUUAUUCAAACCUUUGGUGUUGUUUAAAACUGCCAUUUCCCCAUGUCCUUCCACUCCUGCUCUACUCUAACUUCUGCUGCUGUUUUAAACCAUUGCUUCCACACCCUCAGUGUUGUUCCCUUCUUGCUCCCAUGUCAUGGCCGCUGCUGUUGUGCACCCUGCCUUCUGCUUUGCUCCCCUCCCACACUCUGACGUCAAGCUAUCCAGGUUUUGAUGAGGUAUGUGCAAUGGGGACUGCACGAUUACAGCCUUGCAUUUUUAUGUAUACAGGAAGAUAAUUGGGUGAGAUGACUGCUGACCUUCUUGGGAGGGAGUAGGGCCUAGUGAUUUGGGCAGAUGAGUUGGGAAAUUGGGGGCUCCCCAGUACCAUCUCCACUGGUGGAAUGGGAGUGGGAGGCUGUAUGGAUGUUUGACGUAAUUGAAUGCGUUUCCUUCUUCAGACUUCAUGCAGUUAUUAUGUGGUAUAGAUUACACAGGGCUAAAAAAGGUAGCAUUUCAGCACUAUUACAGGGCACACUCCAGCGCAGCCUUCUCAGCCGUGUGUGAGUGACUGUGGUUCACGUCCCUCAGUUAUCUGGAUCCUUGUCUGUGUGAAGUUAACAUUUCUGGAAUGCAUAGAGAUGUGUGCUUGUGUAUGUGGGAAAAUAUGGAAUUAGGGAAGAGGAUCAGGAUUCCUGGGUUCAUUCCCUAGCUUUGCAGGGGAAUGCUGUCAAGGAGACAGCACUCCUGGUUUGGGGGUGGGCAACCAGAACUUUCUGGAAGCAGAGUAGAGUGUAGUUUGCAUAAGAGCAGGUGAGUAUGGCUGCCAAUUGAGCAUUUUCUGGCUGGCUUGUCAGGCGUCUGGGCUGGCUGCCAGACUGCAAAUGGGAAGCUCAAAGAAGAGAAAAGCUUUAUUGUUUUGUUUGCUUCCAGUUCUGGCUUCUUCCUCUGCUUGUUAGUUAAUUCGUUAAUUCAAAAACAAUUUUCAACAUGCAUGCAUUGUGCAUGUAGGUACGCCUGCGCAGAAGAAAGUUCACCUGGAAUUUUUUUGGAAGUGUGUGUGCACUUGGAAGGCGCCAUGUGCAUGAAAAGGUCUUCCUGCUGGUGGCACCCAAUAUGUGGAGAUGUUGUCUUCCACUUUUCCAGUGUCCCGCCACUAUUUGAAGAUUGUUCUUUCCUAGUGAGCCAUAUGGGCAGACCCUCCCCACCCCCCACCCCCCAUAAUGUCCUUGGGCACAAUUCGUAUGUCAUGACAUUGCAUCAUUCUUAGUGACAUUCUGUUCCAGGAACAUGGACAGGCUCCAAAGAGCAGCCAAGUUCCUGCUUGAAGAGGAGGAAAGCCUUUUGUUUACACAUAUAAAAAAAAAGGGGGGGGAGAGAAAAUCCCAUAUAAAUCUAUUUAAUUGCAUUUUCAGUUUUACAAACAGUAACGAAAAAUAAAUAAAAUGAAACAGAAUGCAAACAAUGUAUCCCCUUUGACUUCCCUCCCCCUUUUGUGCAUCAUUAUGUUAUUAUUUUCCUUCUGCAUCUUCUCAAUAAUUCCAGUUAUUAUAAACCCUUAAUCAAUCCAUAAUUCCAUUUUUUACUACAAGAUUUCUGUCAAUCCAACUAAUGCGUGUUUACAAUAAUUUUUCAAAUGUUAUAUACUUUACCAAUUACUUAUAAUUUGAUUCUUCCUGGUUCCUGAUUCUUCCUGUAAGUUUUGCCAUUUCACCAUAGUUCAUUAGUUUUAUCUGCCACUCUUCCUUGGUUGGGACUGUAUCUUCUUUCAGUCUAUGAGCUAGCAAAGUCUAGGCAGCUGUGGUCGCAUACAUAAACACUUCCCUCUGGUAUUCUUGGUUUCCUUGGACGGUUUAAUGAGUCAGGAACUAACCAGACUCGCUUUUUUUAAUGACAAAGCAGUUGCAUGCUGUUUGAUUGGGGAACCAGCACAGAGGGAGGGGAUGUUUAACCCUUUCCUACUGUGUCAUCGUCAUGAUCUAAAUGGCUCCCACCAAUUCCAAAUGGAUCCCUAGAAGGAUAGACAAAUACAGCAGCCUUUUUCCAGGGGCAACUGAGUAACAAUGUGUAUGCUAAGGGCCCCUCUCCCAGUGCCACUACUUCCGUCAUAUCAGAAGUCCCAUGUAGCCUCUGUGAAGUACAAACCACUUUCUGGAGUACCUGGUCAUCACACUCCUGCUUCACAUUUAGUUUGGUCUUUUGAUCAAAAGUGUGGGAUCUGUGACUGCAGUACAUGGGUGGUAUGUUUGCAGUUCUUCCAUACUGUUUGUCAAAUGCGCUAAGCGCACCAACCUUUUGCAGAAAAAAAAAACUGGCUGAGGAGUUUACUCUGUUUGGGUCAUUUACUCAGUUAAUCCUCUUUAACACACUGAGUUUGCAGUGAGAUCCUACUGUAAAAGUCCCCCCCCCCCAUGCAUUUAGGUAUUUAGAGAAAUAAUAAAAAUUACCAUAUUUUUCGCUCUAUAGGACGCACUUUUUCCUCUCCAAAAUUAAAGGGGAAAUGUGUGUGCGUCAUAUAGAGCGAAAAAUACGGAAAUAAAUGCCAGUCCCCCCAUCGCCCCGUCUCCUCCACCUUGCAAAAUCUGCUUGCCAACAGGUGUCCUGUCGAAACUGCACUUUGUAGUCAAUGUGACUCCCUGACUGCCUGGUUAGUGUGUAAAAGCUCAAUCAAUUCUUACAAACAGUUGAGGGGAUGGAUCUGUGUCUGAACUCUCCAGACUGUAGGUGAGAGUUCAUAUGGUUCAAUGCCCACUUGCUUUGUGGGAAUAAAUAAAUGUCUCUUCACACAGAAAGGGCAAUGGUGGUAACCUAACCUUAACCAUGAAACACCAAGGCUGUGUACACACAAUACCUUUAAAACACAUUUGAAACACAUCGUUUGCUGGCCAGCCUUCGGCUCCACAGCAGCACGAGGUGGAAAAUGGAGAGAAAGCCCUGGAAUAAGGAAACUGCAAUCAAAUAACAAUGUCAAUAGGAGACUUGCAAACCUUUUUUUAAUUUAUUUCCAUUUGGAAAGAAUGCUCUCACUGUUUGUGGGGACUAGGCCUAAGAUAAGGAAACCGCAAUUGCUCUGAAUCAGAAUCUCACAAGAGCCUAUGUGGGGCAGAUGUUAAGUACACAACAAGCAUUCAUAUCUGAAGCGAGUUCUGUUGGAAUUAUGUGUUUUAAGAAGCUGUGCCCAUAAAAAGGUGUGGCUUGGAAUGCUCAAAUGACUACCAGGCUCCCCCUGGGCUCCAAGAAAUGGCAGGGUGGGGAAAAGAAAACAAUCAGUGUAUUACAAAGUGGUUAUCAUUUUGCAGCUUUCCCCCUGCCACACUGCCACAGGCAGUCCUAAGAGUCUCAAGGCAUACCUCACCAAAGAGAAAGAUAUGCUUUUGCAGGACAUGACCUGAUUUUUAUUUGAUUUGAUGUCCUAUUAGCACCCCACUUUUCCAACAAUGUUAAGCUCAAAGCUGCUCACGAUACUAACAAGAGAAUUAAAAACUGGUAAAAAUUACAAUAAUUGUAACCAUAUCAGAAACAUAUCAAUACCAGCAAAUAUGAAGGAAAAGUAUUGUAAGAUUCUUUACCCCCCCCAUAUUUAAUCCCCUGCUAGCUAAAUCUAAUACAUAGACUUGGAUUUGAUAAUGGUUGGAGAUGUAUAAAGCAGAUUUUAUACUUCUGGAAUUGUCCUCAAAUAUAAACUUGUUGAAUACCUGUACAGACAACAGUAUUGGAAUAGUUAGGAUGCCCUAUACCUCUGGGACCUGAGGUACUUUUACUUGAUUUUUAAAAAGAUGUUAUGUCAGAAAAUGAUCCUAAGUAAGUAAGGUUACUAAAUAAGUAACCUUAUUGCUGCUGCAAAGGUAAUGACUGAAAAAAGGGAAAUAGAAAGAUAAAAAACACACAACAGCAUAUAAAAUACAACACCAUAUAAAUAAAGCAAAAGGACAAAUUAAUCAGGCAACUAAUACAAUUUAAUACAAAUAUAUUGUGAGUUAAAAUAUCAGAAAUGGCUGCUGAGCCCCAAACUGGGAGCCGUUAAUUUGGGAAGGGGAUUUGUUGCUCAGUUCAGCAACAGGCUCCUGGGCAGCAAGACCUUCCAUAGUUUUAAAUCUCAAAUUUGAUUUCACCCUCAGUCAAAGAGCUCAAUCACUUCUCUGUUGUUUUUGGAAGGGUGGGCAACAAUAUUACAACGGGGUGUGUGUGUCAAUAUUGUAACAAUAUAAUAUGGGAGUAAAUACAGAGAUCACGAGUUGUUGGCAUCCAUUUGUCUCAAAUGGUGCAACUUGGAGGGUGAAGUCAAACUGUUGGGAGGUUACAGUCCCGGCUGUGGCUGUAGAGACCAAUGUGGGAGAGACAUGUUUUGUUGCAGCUGGGGCAGAUGAAGGUGUCUGGUUGUGCAGAUGCACCAUGGCGUUUCUUCUCUUCAAGUACUGCAGGGUUCCACUCCAUUCCCAUGCGUUUCAGAUGACUAGCCACCUGAGGCAGCACUGCCUUAUGGCACAGAUGCCCCCAUGAACCUGGUGCCCCAAGUUGUCACUUGGGUUGUCUUGGCCCUGACUCACCAUUGCUCCUUCAAGGACACCUUCUGUUUACCUUUUUCUUUUUUCAAUGUUAUGAUUUUAUUUGGUUUCCUCUUCCUGGUUCUUGUUUAUACCCAAACAAUCUGGUUCCCAAGCUUUGCCUCUGAUGAUGUCAUUUAAUCAUUUUUCACUCAGGUGUCCUGAAACAUGAAACUCAAAGCGGUGAGUAUCUCUUUCAUCUGGACCAUGCGCAAAAUGUACUGAACCAUGCACUAGAUAUGCUAAGCAAUAUGUGUGCUCAGGCACUAAUCCUAUAAUCUACAAGGAAAUGUUCUCCCCUCUCCCCUGCAGAAUUGUUAACAUUGCUGUUGUUGUACAGUACACAGCCUUAAGGCACAGCCUUAAGCCUUAAGGUUGUACAGUACACAGCCUUAAGGCAAAGGCUGUGUACACACCAUAAGCUAUAUUCCAUCAAAACUGUUGCAGUGGGUAUAUGAUUUAUCAAAUUCUUUGUUGGGGAUUUUGUGGAACACAGUCUUGUUUUUCUUUGAUAAUUGAGAAAGAUUAGGAAAAAUUAUCACAUUCCAAAGAAAAAUUGGGUAAAAAAAUAUUGCUUCUUUUGAACAUUUCUCACCACUUUUCAUUUUGGGAGGCCACUAUGACCUUUUGCUUGCUGCCCAGUAUCAGCCUUGCUGAUUCAGGAAAUUAUGAUUUAAUUUGCGUUUCUCAGCUGUGCGUCAGUAAUCUAUAUUUUUGAAUUUUAAUGCUAGCACUUUACGAAGUUUCAUGGUAUUAACUUCAUUUAUCUUAUUUUCUGUAGUGCACUGGAAUUGUAGCAAAGUAUUGUAAAAAGAUUCUGGUCUAUGAUAUUUGACACAAUACUGGAAAUGGCAGGAUAUGCUUUAUCCCCAAAUUCUAAAACAAUCCUUUGAGGAUAUUGAUCAUCAGUUAAUACAAACUCUACUGACCAUAUCAAAACUAUGUAUUGCCAAACUUGCAAAUGUACCACCACCCCAACUGGUACAGAAUGGCUGAAGAAUACUUGGGAAAUAAUACUGCCAAUAAAGCAAAUAUAUAAUAGAAGAACACUUUAUAAUAAUUAUCAAAACAACUUCAGUGAAAUACAGUCUACACUUAUAGAAUUCUGGAAUGACAAAUUAGCUCAUGAUAUAUCUCCUUAUAACUCCUUUACAUUAAUCUUAUUUUCUAUCUGUUUAUUUCUCACUUUUCCUAAUGCAACUUUGCUACUCAUAUUUUCUCUUCAUUUUAUUCUUAAAAAGAUUAGCAAGAAAACAAGUCUCACUUGAUUUUUCAGUGCUUGAAAUCAGCAUCUACAUUUUUUAAAUCAAAUGUUGAAGCCUCCAACCUAAAAUAAUGAGAUAAGGUACUUUGUUGCUCACUAUUUUGUUCAUCACUAGUUUUGCUUUUAAAUAUUGCUUACUAUGUACUGAAGACUCAAACCUCCUGUUUCCUCUUUUCCUCUUUUAUUUUUAGGAGAUGUGGGAAAUGGCACUCAGACAGGUAAGAGAUCAGCAAAAACAGGUUCUCUCACUGAAAAUCACAGGGUCAUUGUAGCCGCACAGUGAAACUAGGGGGUGGUCUCUGAGGAAUAUAGCCUGGCCCUUGGCUUCUGUCCUUCAUACUGGGAGUUUCCCCCUUUGCCUGGACAUCUUGGGGAAGAGGUCAAAACCAAUAUGUUUGUCAAUUUCCUGCCAACUUCUCUUUCUCUCUGUUUUGCCAGUGUGUGGUCGGGUGAUGCCCCAAAACCGUAUUGUGGGGGGAAAAGAUGCUUCUCAUGGUGAUUGGCCGUGGCAAGUCAGCCUCCAAUAUAAUGGACAACAUGCCUGUGGAGGGACCCUCAUCAGUGCUGACUGGGUGCUGACAGCAGCCCACUGCUUCCCCAAGUAAGUAACAGGGAGAAAGGCCUUGGAGUGUGUAAUGGGAAAAAUGAGUAGGCAAAAGAUCUGACCUAGCAUUUUCAAAGAACACAGAAGCAGGACUUGUGAGAGCCUGCCUUACACACCCUUUGGAGAUAGUACAGGUCCGUCCCUGCGUGUUUAGUGUUUGUUUUCUUAAAAGCAAGUCACUAGCCCUCGUGGAGGAAUAAGGAGAGGCAGAAUUCCCCCUAUUUGUUCUCUAUGUAGUAACAGAUAUUUAAACAUAUUAGGCCUCUGGAAUUAUGCUCUGGCUGUUUGGCAAUGGUCCACUGCCAUGUUAGGUCCUGUCCCCACAAAGUUUGCCUUCAGCAACUUUAAAAGAGCACCUGAAAAGGAGCUGUGUAAGGCAGAACUUCGUGGUGAGAAAGGCCUGCUCACAAGUGCAGAUGUAAAAAGACAAUGUUUGCCAUUCUGCCCUUUAUUUGUAACCUACAGCACUUUGUUAUACUGCAGUUUGUCUUUACUCAAAACUAUGCUAUCUGUCCCUCUGCCCAUUGUGGCAAGAUUAUUUAAUUUACAUAAUUAAUUACAUAAAUUAUGUAAUUUCUGUUGGAAUUAUCUGAUAUCCCUAUUCACAAGUCUUCAAUCCUGUCGUUCUCUGUUCUCUCCCUUGAGAAAACCCAGGACCUUCAAGAGAUAGCCUACUUGAUAUGUCAGGUCAGCUGAGCUUCUUCCCCAUUCCCCUCCCACCCCAAACACAUAAUUCUCCCCUCAGCUUUCUCUUGUAUUUAUUGUUGCCACUGGUCCAGCAGUGCCUGCUAUCAUCAUUAAUUAAAUUUCUAUCCCACCCUACAUUGCAAAGUGACACGUGUAUGAUAUUGUUCAUGCACAACGUAAACCAAAGUAGCCGCCUCAGGUAAACAAACAUGGUGACUAACUCUCUGUUUGUGUUACUGCUGCAAAACAGAACAGGGCUGUGGGGAGUGCCUCUGCCUCUACCACAGUGCCGCUCUUGUGUUUGGCUGCUGCUUUUGAAAUGGGGAGCUUCCCCCCACAUGGAGGCUCCCAAUGUAUAUUUGAAUCCUAUGCCCAGGUAUUCACUUGUACAUGCAAGUGACCAACUGUGGUCACAGUCACACUAGGUUAAAAAAAAGGUAAAGGACCUCUGGACGGUUAAGUCCAGUCAAAGGUGACUAUGGGGUUGUGGCGCUCAUCUCGCUUUCAGGCUGAGGGAGCCAGCGUUUGUCCACAGACAGCUUUCCAGGUCAUGUGGCUAGCAUGACUAAACCGCUUCUGGCGCAACAGAACACCGUGAUGGAAGCCAGAGUGCAUGGAAAUGCUGUUUACCUUCCUGCCACAGCGGUACCUAUUUAUCUACUUGCACUGGUGUACUUUUGAACUGCUGGGUUGGCAGGAGCAGGGACUGAGCAAUGGGAGCUCAUUCCGUCACGGGAUCCAAACCUCUGACCUUCUGAUUGGCAAACCCAAGAGGCUCAGUGGUUUAGUCCACAGCGACACCUGCGUCCAUAGCUGUCAACUUUCCCCUUUUUUAUAUGGAAAUUCCCUUAUUCCGAAUAGGAUUCCUUGCAAGAAAAGGGAAAAGUUGACAGCUAUGCCCGCGUCCCCUACAUUCACACUAUCCAUUUAAAGCACUGUGAUUAUUCUCAAAGCAGUCAUAACUGAUAAUUUUUGAGUAAAGCUGGCAGAGGAACCUUUGGCUUCCAGAUGUUGUGGAGCUACAACUCCCAUAAGCCCCAUCAAGCAUGGUCAAUGUCUAGGGAUGAUGGGGAUUUUAGUUCAGAAACAUCUGGAGGCCACAGUUUCCCCACAUGUGGAGAACAUGAUAUAAUACACCCUCUUUUUAAUUCAGAAACUACCCCACCCCAUGACCUGACUCUUGUUUGUUUUUCCUAAUAGGACGUCAAAACUAUCUCACUUCCAAGCAAACUUGGGGAACUACCAGCUCUUGAACCCAGAACCCAAUGCUAAGUGGUUGAAACUCUCCCAAGUGAUUGUGAACAAGCACUACGCUGGAGAUGGGACCAGUGGAGAUAUAGCUCUGGUUCAGUUGGAACAUCCCGUACGCUUCACCAAAAGCAUUCUCCCAGCCUGUCUCCCAGAUGCCAAGGUCCAGAUCCCAAAUGGCACCCUUUGUUGGGUGACGGGAUGGGGAGCUCCACAAUAUGGAGGUGAGGUGCUGUAGCUCAGUGGCAGAGCAGCUGCUUUGAUUGCAGAAAGUUCCAGUUUUAAUCCCUGGCAAAGAUCCUUACCUGAAACCCUGAAGACCUGCUGAUGGUUAGCAUGGAGCUGAACUUUAGUCUGACUCACUGUAAGGCAUGUUUUCCAAACUGGGAUAAAAUGGUUCAGCUGCGUGGCAGUUUUGGAAUGGAUGUGGAUUAAGAUGCUCAGUGAGGUUCAUGUUUGCUUUUAACCUGUAUUUGAAUAGGCUUUCUCCCCCACCCCUUUGUACAUUAACCACACUGGGACCUUCUUCUGCAGGGCAGUAUAGAAAUGUCUAGAAUAAAUAAUAAAUAAAUAAACAGGAGUACAGAGAACACAUGGUUCAGAAGGCUUGGGGAUUUAAGGGGACAGAUAACCACUGUAACCAAUAUUACCACUUGACUGGAAGUAUGAUGUUGUGAGAUAUAGCUGCUUGGAAUAAUCCAGAUUCGUGUCUCUGAGGGUGAGAUAUUAAAAAAAUACAAAAGAAAUUGUUAUUGUUAAUAAUAACAAAUAAUUUGGAGUUCACGUGGUGAAAAGGGCAGAUAAGGAAGGGGCUUGAUAGGGUCUGGAUACUUAGAAGGUGCAAAUUAAGGGGAACUGAGAUGUGAAUUACUUAAUGAGGGAUACCUUUAGCUGGGUGCCAAUAUGGUUCCCUCUAGAUGUUUUGGACUACAACCCCCAUCAGCCCCUGCUCUUGCAGCUAGAUCCAAAACAUUUGGACGGCACCAGGUUGGCAAAGACUGGGAUAGAGAGAGCAGCUUAGACCAGAGUACUUAGCCAUGACUGAGGUGAAAAGAAAAGGUGGAAUUAGUGGCAAGACAUUUGAAAUUCUGUUGCUACGUGGUUAGAUCAGAGAUGGGCAACUUGUGGCCCUUUAGAUGUUAUCCUCCAGCUCUCAUCUGCGGCAAGGUUAGAAGCAAGUGUCCCACAUUUUCCCAGUGCAUUUUCCUAUCACUUUCCACAUCACAACAAGUCAGAUCUUUUGGGUAAGUGGAUUUGUUGUGUAAGACCUCCAAUCAACUAUAUUGUGCGACCUGAAUUUGCCAGUAUAUUUUUGAAACACCCACUGUUGUUUCUGAGGUGGAUUUGCAUCCCUUUCCUCUUGCAGUAUUUAAUUUAUUCUGAAUUGCUUGAUUUCUCAUUCCUCCUCUUCUUCCAUCCUUGCUAUCUUAAUUUUGCCUCAAGCUACCCUCCGGGCUCCCAAGACCCUGCAACAGCUUCAGGUGCCCUUGAUAGACACAAGAUCCUGUGAUGCCAUGUACCACAUUGGCACUGGUAUCCCCCCCAGUAUCCGACAGAUCCAGGAUGACAUGAUCUGCGCUGGCUAUGCCGAAGGAGAGAAAGAUGCAUGUUUGGUAAGAAAGGAGUACCAGCGGAUAUGCAAAUGGCAGAGCAGCAGUGAGGGCAUAGGAACCUGUGUCCUUCCAAAUGUGGUUGGAUUUCUCCUAAACCCAUUUCGUCUCACUUAUUCCCUCUGCACCCUCCACUUACUAAUAACCCUGUAAUUGUGGGCCACAGCUGUGGCACAAAGCCAAUCAAAUAAGAUAUUAUGUUUAAGAAAAGUGUUUAUGUACAUUUGUUUAUAUCAAGAUUAGAAAGUGAACAACCUUAUCUGGUUUAAAAUAGUACUGUAUCUUUAAGUCAGUAUACACUUUGUUAGCUUGUUACUGUCACUUUAAAUAUCAACACAUUGUAUCCAGCUAUUAAUGUUAAAGUGAGACAGCUUUAAGGAUGCAGUUGCCUCCCCCCCCAGCACCCCAGUUAAGUCUCAACAACAGUCGUACCUUGGAAGUCGAACAGCUUAGUUCCUGAACAUUUUGGCUCCUAAACGCCGCAAACCCGGAAGUGACUGUUCCAGUUUGCGAACUAUUUUUGGAACCUAAAAGUCCAGUGUGGCUUCUGCGGCUUCUGAUUGGCUGCAGGAGCUUCCUGCAGCCAAUCAGAAGCUGUGCUUUGGUUUUCGAACGUUUUGGAAGUCAAACGGACUUCCGGAACGGAUUCCGAUUGACUUCCAAGGUAUGACUGUAGUUGAGGACUCUGUUGGAAGCCUUUUCUCCCAAUCCCUUACUGACUUAUCAAAGUGUAGGUUUGUCUUGGUGUACUACUUGGAAAUUUCGCCUCUGGGAUUCCUACUGCUCAUCAGAAACCAACAUUCCAGGUUGAUUCUCAUCCCCCCCCGUCCGACAAUUCUCCCCUUGCCUCUUCAGCCUAAGCCAAGCAAUUCAGUCAGCCCAACAAAUAUUUGGCCACCAAACUGCUCUACCUCCAUCUUAGGUCUGCUUUCUUAUUCCAUGAUCCUCAUCCUCUGCUGUCUUCUUCUUCUGGCUGAACACCAAGCACCAACAACUCCAACUGUCCCUCUGCUGACCAGCACAUGGCUUUAUAUAUACUUCCUCUGGGCCCUCUAGUCCAGUCUCAGCCAAUCAGAGUGUCCAGCUGAAAAUUCUAAACCUGCACCCACCAAUCAUAAUGUGCAGGCAUUCUAUACUUCUUUUGCAUACGGAGAAUUCUAACACUAGCCUUUCCUCACAGUUGUCAGUUAAGGCUCCCGUUGUCAGUUAAACUGACUUUGGCCCUACCAAGACAGAAAACUUCCCACCUAAAAUACAUUACAAUCAGUGCUUUUCUUCUAGAAAAAAGGUGCUGGUACUGUGUACCAUUGAGCACACCCAGAAAAAAAGAACUCAUUACAAUGUAUAUUACAAUACAAAUGUAUUGUACACAUUACACAAUGCUUAUUAAAACCUGAUUCAAAUAAAUAGGAUUUCCCUCCAUACAUUCUGAAGAAAUAUGGAGAACCAGAUGUCAGUCACUAGGGGGGAAAUUGCUGUUACUAACUGUCGAGACUCCAAAGAGUUUUGUAACUGUUGCUGUCACAACUACUAAACGCAUGGUACCUAUAGUUCAAAAAUUGUGUGUGUGUAGGGGGAUAUUCAGGGAAACUUUGUUCUCCUUCCUAAAAUUUGCUGGAAAAAGUUCGAGUAGGAAUAUUUAGCUCAGCUUUCAUCACACCUGUCUGGAAGUCCUUUAGCCUAACUCCCAAGGUAGGUCUAGCCUGGUUGUUGCUUCCUAGUGUGGAGGAGAGGGUGUACUGUCCAUGCUCAGAGGCAGCCUGGAAAAGGGACUUUUUUAUUCUAGUUAUAGCUUUAGUAGGCACAAGAUAUAGGUGACAGAGAUCUUACCCAGGGAGAUGGUUGUGCGUGCAAGUGGAACAUCCUGGCAGUGGUUGGCUGGUAGCACCAGGCUCAACAUAAAACAGAUAAAGUCUGGAGCAAGGGGCAUGUUACAGACUCUCACCAGCUGCUUUCCUUAACCUAGGGCGACUCCGGAGGUCCCUUGGUCUGUCAAGAGGAUGGUGCUUGGUUUGUAGUGGGCAUUGUGAGCUGGGGUGAAAUGUGUGCCAUCCCCAACCGCCCAGGCGUUUACACACGUGUCGGCUUCUACGAGGACUGGAUAAAGAGGCACUACGCAGGAGCUCAGUUCGGCCUCGUGAAUGUCACUUAUUACAGAGACACUUCAUCUGCAUUGGCCUCCAGCCUUGUCCUCAAAGAGUUCCUGCUACUGCUCACUGCCUCCUGCCUCACUACCAUCCUUCUGACAUAG
Messenger RNA from Podarcis lilfordi (Lilford's wall lizard), 14911 nucleotides. Lineage: Eukaryota; Metazoa; Chordata; Lepidosauria; Squamata; Lacertidae. The record is from the annotation of a GenBank genome assembly.